Molecule: messenger RNA, 1420 nt
Organism: Elaeis guineensis (African oil palm)
Lineage: Eukaryota; Viridiplantae; Streptophyta; Magnoliopsida; Arecales; Arecaceae
Biological process (GO): wobble position ribose methylation
Molecular function (GO): RNA methyltransferase activity; RNA binding
Source: RefSeq, a predicted model, not a curated record
ACCCCUGCUGCAUACGGCAUGAAAUGGUGUACAACAUAACACGAGCCACUCGUUACCCCUACCAUCUCAGCCCGCAGCCGGCGAGAAAAGAGAUAACCCGGGCACGAGAGGUCAUGGAACCGACCGGCCUCCGAACCCUAAACCUGCGGUGCUCGCCGGUGUAUCUCCGUCCUCGCUCCCCUAUUCGUCCCGCUCUCCUAGCAGACUUAAGCGAGAACAAGCCCUCGCGGCCCCCAAUAUCCCACAAAACCUCGCUCUUCCUCCACUCCGCUGCGUCUCCCAAGCCUCUCUCCUGCUCUCUUCAGGCAGUUGAAAGAGCUGAUGCAAAUACCAGUUGCAAUGGUCCUGCUAAAGGUGUCAAUGAGGUUUCACGUGACAAACUUCUUCAAGUAGUGCUUGUUUCUCCUCAGAUUCCUGGAAACACUGGAUCCAUUGCGAGAACAUGUGCAGCAUCAGCUGUUGGCCUACAUCUUGUCGAGCCCUUAGGAUAUAAGGUAGAAGAUUCCAAACUCAAGCGUGCUGGAUUGGAUUAUUGGCCAUAUGUGGUUGUGAAGAUUCAUGGGUCGUGGGCUGAAUUUCGAGACUAUUUCAGACAACAGGAUGGAGAAAAACGACUCCUGGCAUUUACCAAGAGAGGCACAAGCAUCCACUCAGAUUUCUCGUACCAACGAGGUGACUGGCUAGUAUUUGGUUCUGAGACUUGUGGGCUGCCACCAGAAGUGUUGGUUGACUGCAGCACGGAAGGUCUUGGUGGUGGAACCAUCCGAAUUCCAAUGGUUGAAACUUAUGUUCGGUGCCUGAACCUCUCAGUCAGUGUGGGCGUUGCUCUGUAUGAAGCAUCCAGGCAGCUGAACUAUGAACAGCUUCAGUGCCCACCUGAGGCUGGAUCUGAGAGCCAAGCAUUCUUUAUGAAAGAAGACAUUUUUGGGUAACUAAUGAAUAUCAUGACCUUUCUUAGCAUUUUUUGAUGUCCAAAUUGCAUGCUAGUAACAAACAGAAAGCAUGACCAAGAUGAAUGUUAAUUGGUGAAAGCUUGAGUACUAAAGCUAGUUCGCUGGGAAAUGGUUGCUAGCUGGCUUCAGAGAGGAGAUCAAGCUUUUUCUCAAUUUGUUCUAGUGACAGACAGCAAGUUGCUUGGGGCAACGACAUCACAGUACAUUUCUCUUAUACGUUCCUGGGUGCAGGAGCGAGAAAGAUUAAUGUUGUAACAUUUAUGUCUUUAAUCACGAUUCACACCAUAAAUGGAUGCUGAGAUGCGAGUCGGAAGAGUUGGACUGAGCAUGGAAAAACAACGGUCUUGUAGAUCAGUUCAUGAGUUUACCUUAGCACUGUGAACCUUCUUGCGUUGGCUGUGAUAUAUCAGAAUUGUAAUCUUGGCACACUGUUUAAUUGUUUAUGAGAAUGACUCGGUUUAUCAGUA